GAACGUCAACCCAAAUCAGCUUGUCAGUAGGGUGAUAAGUUGUGGUAGUGGAGGGUGAGGCAUCUCCACGUUCACCAGACAUCACUGGAGGCUGAGGAAUCUCCACGUUCACCAGGCAUCACUGGAGGCUGAGGCAUCUCCACGUUCACCAGGCAUCAGUGGAAGCUGAGCAUCUCCACGUUCACCAGGCAUCACUGGAGGCUGAGACAUCUCCACGUUCACCAGGCAUCAGUGGAAGCUGAGCAUCUCCACGUUCACCAGGCAUCAGUGGAAGCUGAGGCGGCUCCACGUUCACCAGGCAUCAGUGGAGGCUGAGGCAUCUCCACGUUCACCAGGCAUCAGUGGAAGCUGAGGCGGCUCCACGUUCACCAGGCAUCAGUGGAGGCUGAGGCAUCUCCACGUUCACCAGGCAUCACUGGAGGCUGAGACAUCUCCACGUUCACCAGGCAUCAGUGGAGGCUGAGGCAUCUCCACGUUCACCAGGCAUCACUGGAGGCUGAGGCAGCUCCACGUUCACCAGGCAUCGCUGAGGCAGCUCUACGUUCACCAGGCAUCACUGGAGGCUGAGGCAGCUCCACGUUCACCAGGCAUCGCUGAGGCAGCUCUACGUUCACCAGGCAUCACUGGAGGCUGAGGCAGCUCCACGUUCACCAGGCAUCGCUGAGGCAGCUCUACGUUCACCAGGCAUCACUGGAGGCUGAGGCAGCUGUACAAUCUCCAGGCAUCGGUGGAGGCUGAAGCUCCUCCGCAUUCACCAGGCAUCACUGGAGGCUGAGACAUCUCCACGUUCACCAAGCAUCAGUGGAGGCUGCGAGAGCACUAUGGACAGCUCAACACCCAUAUACAAGUAUACCAACAGGCAUUGGAGGAAACUUCCCGCUACGGGAGAUAAUAUGUCAAUCAAUGACCCCAAGCUGAAGCAAGGAUACAUAGGAGAUCUGAAUAAAAAGACGGCCAUCGAGUUGGAAGAAAUAUUGAAGAGACAAGACCAAACCUUGAAUAAUAAAGUUGUCAUAUCCAAAUUGAAAGAUAAAGGGCAAAGUUUGCAGAAACGUCGCCAAGAAAUUGCUAAUGCACUUGAAGCUGCUCGUGAAAGAGAGAAGAAUUUAGAAGAGGCAGAGAGACUUAACGACAUAAAUUUAUUAGAAUGGAAUAGAGGUAUGACUAACACUAAAACUGAACCUCGUAAGAAGAAAGACAUUCUCGAUAGUGAUGAUGAUGUAGAGGAGAUGGAUGACAAACUAGACCCACUGAAAUUAAUGGCAUAUCAUUCUUCUUGCAUAAAAAAGCCUAUUCAAAAUGUUAAGCGAACUGAAGAGGAAGAUCCUGCAGAUGCUAUUGCCAGAGAAUUGAGACAGCUUGAAAUUCAAGAUCAUGCUGAAGUUCUUUCAAAAGCUUUGACAAACAUCAGUAUUCAAGAACAAAAGCCAGCAGUUGAUUUUGGCUCUAAACGAGAUCAUAUGUUGGCUGUGAAACACAAAAAAAAUGGUCCAGUGAAGGACUCUUUCAAACCAUUCAGACGCUGCAAGAAUCCUCUGCCAGUACCAGGAAUAGAACACCAUGCGUCUGGUCGUCAAAGCAGUUCUUCAAUAUGCAUUCCACAGAAAGAAGCAUUGAAACUUGAGCAUGAUUACAUUGCAAAAGAAAAUGAAAGAUUGCUGCAAGACACGAGAGAACAGCUGAAGACAUUUAAAACUGAGAACAUCGGCCUACCUCCUUCAGUGUCUCUGGGAAAAUAUCGUGACACCAACCUCUCUAAACAUAUCCUCGACUUUGAGGAUGAUGAGGAAGAUGAACUGUAUUAUACAGCUGACUUGGAAACUUAUUAUGAAAAUUUGUCGAAGUGAUGCUUUGUAAUGAUUAGAUAUUGGAUGAUUGGUUUUUUUUUUUUUUUUGCCAUCUCCCACCUCCCCCCCCCCCCCCAAUAUGCAGGUUUUAUUUAUGGCCACCAGUUUAUUUUGUUGUUUUCAUUGUUAUAUGUUUUAUUUGAGGAGUAUCACUAGUUAAAAAUGUUCUUGCUGUAUAUAACGGUUCUCAUGAACUUUUAAUUUUUUAUGCACUUUAUCAUUACUAUGUUUAGUUGGCCCUUUGCUUUAAGAAUUUUUAAUUUGUAUAUUGUUCUACAGAAAUAAAGUAAGCGGUGUGUGAUGCUUGAA
Messenger RNA from Procambarus clarkii (red swamp crayfish), 2156 nucleotides. NCBI's taxonomy places the organism in Eukaryota, Metazoa, Arthropoda, Malacostraca, Decapoda, Cambaridae. The record is from RefSeq and is a predicted model, not a curated record.